This is a messenger RNA of Cornus florida, 2057 nucleotides long. RefSeq lists its product as uncharacterized. The record is from RefSeq and is a predicted model, not a curated record. The coding region runs from base 184 to 1626 and encodes 480 amino acids. The transcript has 3 exons. Lineage: Eukaryota; Viridiplantae; Streptophyta; Magnoliopsida; Cornales; Cornaceae.
AAAUGUUUUUGCUUCUUCAAAACGGCAUGCUUGUCUGCCCUUUCACUUGCUUUUUUCAGUGAGUAGUAGUGGUGAGUGGCUGCAUUUGUUCUUACUCUCUCUCUUUUGUUCUCUCUCUAGAACGCAGAGAAUACACUUGUUUCUGAUCUUUCUGGGUUUUGUUUGAGGGGUAGUGUCGUGAUUAUGGAGAGAAAGCAGGGGUUCUUUUCGGCGCUGAAGGAGGAGGUUGUCAGAGGUUUAUCGCCGGGGAGGUCCAGGGGGAGGAAUCCGAACUCGGUGAGGAGUAAGUCACCGGGUUCGGGUUUGCUGCGUAGGAGGAAGGGGAACCAGAGCCACGUGGCGCAGCCGGAGGCGUUGAUUUCGAGAUCGGGGAGUUUGAGGCCGGUGGAGGCUUUGUCGCCGUUGAGGGAAGGGCCCGAUCAGGAGGGAUUCGACGGUGGUGAUUCGAGGUCGGAGAGGUGGGGCCACUGGAUGAAGGGUCAGCUUUGCAGGGCACCCUCUGUGUCGACGUCCUCGUCGGCUGCGGCGUGCCAGAGGUCUGAUCUGAGGUUGCUGCUCGGCGUUUUGGGUGCACCAUUGGCUCCGGUGCACGUUAGUGACACCGACCCUUUGCCUCACCUUAGCAUCAAAGACACUCCCAUUGAAACUUCAUCUGCUCAGUACAUAUUGCAGCAGUAUGCAGCAGCAUCAGGAGGACAAAAGCUUCAAAACUCUCUUCAGAAUGCUUAUGCGAUGGGAAAAGUAAGGAUGUUAACUUCGGAUAUUGAGACGGCUACAAAGGUCAUAAAGACCAGGAAUUCCUCGAAAGCAGCAGAGUCGGGUGGCUUUGUGCUCUGGCAGAUGAAUCCUGACAUGUGGUAUGUAGAGCUUGCACUUGGUGGCAGCAAGGUUCACGCUGGUUGCAACGGGAAGCUUGUCUGGAGGCAUACACCCUGGCUUGGCGCACAUGCUGCAAAAGGACCUGUUAGACCCUUGCGUCGUGCCCUUCAGGGGCUUGACCCAAGGACAACUGCAAGCAUGUUCACCAACGCAAGAUGCACUGGGGAGAAGAAGAUUAAUGGAGAGGAUUGUUUCAUCCUCAAGAUUUGUGCUGAUCCACGUACAUUAAAAGCCAGGAGUGAAGGGCCAGCAGAGAUCAUAAGGCACAUUUUGUUUGGCUACUUCAGCCAGAAAACUGGGCUUCUUGUGCACUUGGAAGACUCCCAUUUGACCCGCAUUCAAAGUAAUGGAGGUGGUGAUGCUGUGUAUUGGGAAACCACUAUCAAUUCAUUCCUCGAUGAUUAUAGGCCUGUUGAGGGGAUCAUGAUUGCUCACUCCGGGCGGUCAGUGGUAACCCUUUUCAGGUUUGGAGAAACAGCGAUGAGCCACACCAAGACCAGGAUGGAGGAAGCAUGGACAAUUGAGGAAGUGGCAUUCAAUGUCCCAGGCCUAUCAGCAGACUGUUUUAUUCCUCCUGCCGAAUUAAGAUUGGGUUCUAUAAGCGAAACUUGCGAGCUCACUCAGGGAGAAAGGGUAAAGACUGCUGUGGCUGCUGCAGCGGCAGCAGCUUAUCGAGCCAAAGUUGCUUCGCUAGGGAAAUCACAUGAUGGUAACGUCAACAAUAUCGUUUUGAAGAUGGAUGUAUAAGAAAAGGAAAGAGUUUUCUGGUAAAUCUUUCAUCCUGGUAGGCUACAUUCUUGGUGCAAAUGGACUGACAAUUAAAGGUAAACUGGUAAAAGAUAGGAACUCAGUUGAUUGAGGAAUUUUGAAGUUGGGACCAAGUCUCUUUUGAAUCUGUAAAUAGACCGGAAUCAUUCACAAGUUGUCUGGGGAGCCUGCGGUCAACCUUUAUACUCUACAAAGAUCCAUUAGAGGAGUCAGGGCAUGGGUGUUCUCAAAAGGAUAUGGAGCUAAUGGAGGUUUGUCUAUUGACCUUUCCAUUUUUGGAUAUGCUGUAAAUUUAACAUAUGAGAUUCACUUCUGUGAACUCUUGUGAAACUGAAGGUUGUCUCAACUGUGCUGAUACUUGAGGAUCAAAUCUUUUAUGAUUUUAUAAAAUCUCAUCUUUUUACAUUGAA